This is a messenger RNA of Didymodactylos carnosus, 1146 nucleotides long. Lineage: Eukaryota; Metazoa; Rotifera; Eurotatoria; Philodinida; Philodinidae. The record is from the annotation of a GenBank genome assembly.
AUGGCAAUGAGUGUUAACGAUGAUUCAAGUGAGCAGCCAUAUUGUUUCGAUAAUUUUUCAUUACAACAGAUGGAUAAAAGUAGUUAUUAUCAACAUAUGACUGAGCAUAAAAUGGAUUCUGGCUAUUUGACAUUUUCAUCAUUGUCAUCGUCGUAUAUUUCGCUGCAACAUUUCUCUUCUCCUACUCAUUCAUUAUUAAUGCAACAACCUAGUGAUAUUCCGAUCGAUAACGAACGAGAUCUUACAGAAGACUCAAUACAAAAUAUACGUUUUUCGUCACAUGAAGAUUAUGAAAACUAUAUAAAAACAAAAAAAUAUAUUGAUAUAUUUACACGUUUAUCUCAACAUAAUGCAUUUCAUCUUAUUGAUAAAAUUUUAACAAAUUUACCUGUUAAUGAUAUCAAACAUUGUUUAUGCGUCUCACGUAAUUGGUAUAAAAUCAUUGGUAAAUAUUACUGGAAACAAAAAGAGCAUAAACAAUUGGCAAAUGUUAAGCGAAAUUUAUUUUCAUGUGAAAGAAAGAGUGUGUAUGAGAUACUUUCUCAACAAACUCCGUUAAAACAACGUCGGCCACUUCAGCAACAAUUACAACAGGAACAUAUCCAACAUCAUUGUCUAUUUAUACCUACACCAGUUUCAAUGAAUAAUACAACAGCACUUAGUUCGCAAAAUCAUCCUCUACGACCACUAACAAAUUUACCAUAUUCUUCAACACCGGCACAACUUACCUCAACGGCACUCACGCCAAUAAUAACGUCUAUAAAUAAUGAUCAAAAUGUAGACCCAUCAAAUAAUGAUAAUCAUCCGUUUUCGAGAUUAUUAUUUUCUCCAUCCUCAACUAUAGUAUCACCACGAAAAACAUAUCGUUAUGAAUAUUUAAAAUAUCUUCAUGGUCCAACAGUACCAAAACGAUGCCCUAUCUGCUCAUAUAUUUCCGUUGUGGAUAUUAACGAUCAACAUGGUAUUUGUUCCAAUCCAACGUGUCAAAAUAAUUUUUGUUAUCGUUGUUCAGGACCUUAUCAUCCAUUAAGUCCAUGUAAAAUAAAAACUGGACCUAUUAUGUCACCACUCAAAAAACGUCAACCAAUUUCACCCAUUUUUUCAAGUAAAACACGUACAAAUUUGAAACGUUUAUUAUUAAGAUAA